Molecule: messenger RNA, 1242 nt
Organism: Penicillium expansum
Lineage: Eukaryota; Fungi; Ascomycota; Eurotiomycetes; Eurotiales; Aspergillaceae
Product: Amidohydrolase
Exons: 2
Coding region: 1-1242 (413 amino acids)
Molecular function (GO): hydrolase activity
Source: RefSeq, a predicted model, not a curated record
AUGAUGCAAGUCAAACCUGCAUCCGGCGGACGUCGCAGGAUCGUCAAGGACUUCUUUCCCGAUGUUGAAAGGCACACAGCAAUCUACAAGGACCUCCAUGAGAACCCGGAGCUUCCAUGCCAGGAGCAGCGGACUGCAACGGUCGUAGCAGACCGGCUAGAAACUCUCGGCUUCGAAGUUGAGCGCGGAAUUGGAGGCCAUGGGGUGGUUGGCAUUCUCCGUAAUGGCUCGGGGCAAAAUGUCCUCCUGCGCUCUGAGCUUGAUGCACUGCCUAUCAAGGAAACAACAGGCCUGCCCUACGCUAGCAAAGUCGAGCAAGUCGAUGCUGAUGGCAUUAAAAAAAGGUCGCUGCUGCAUGAGGCUAGGAACUUCUGGUCCGGCACUGUGAUUGUUUUAUUCCAACCCAACGAGGAGCGGCUGCUAGGCGCCAAAGCAAUGGUUGAUGAUGAGCUGUUCAGCAAAAUACCCCUACCUAGCGUCUGCUUAGCACAGCACUGUGUCCCGACCAAAAGCGGAACCAUUGCGUUGAAACCUGGCCGCGUUCUGGGCUAUCUGGACUCGCUGGAUGUCCGUGUAUAUGGCCGCGGUGCGCAUGGCGCUACGCCCCAGUUGGGAAUCGAUCCAAUCAUGCUGGCUGCGAGUAUUCUCACACGUCUGCAGACUAUUGUCGGCCGUGAAAUGGAUCCCAAGGAGCCUGUCGUGAUAGGAUGCGGGACGUUUCAUGCCGGUACUGAUGCCAGCAUCAUUCCAGAGUACGCCGACUUCCAGGUCGAUGUGCGCACAUUCUCGGAAAGCACCCAGAAACUUGCAAAGUCUGCAGUGGAGCGCGUUAUACGAAAUGAGUGCGAAGUUUCUGGAUCCCCGAUAGCUCCCCGUAUUGUGACUACAGCUAGCAGCCCUGCUAUUGAUAACGAUGCUGUGGCAACAAGCCGAUUCGCACGGGUGCUAGAAUCCUAUUAUGGAAACGAAUCCUCCAAGGUUAUUCAGGUGAUGCCACCAGAUAUUGUCGCGGAUGAUUUUGUGCUUCUCUCACUUCCGUCCGGUGGAAACCCAAUACCAUAUGUGUACUGGAACAUUGGCGUGACAGACCCACAGACUUGGGAGAAGGCAGAUAGAGAAGGCAAGCUGCGGAAUUUGCCUCCAACCCACAGUUCUAUCUAUGCGCCGGCAAUUCAGCCUACCCUACAGACCGGAAUCGAAGCAUUGGCUUUGUCUGCCUUGACAUUUCUUGAAAUUCUUUGA